UUACAGCACAGAGUUGUAUUUGGACACGAAUAACUUAGCCCUGGUUUUCUAUUAAGUGCCGUUAUAAGAUUGAUCAUAUAAAAAUGCCUGGAAUGAAUGCUCUCAGCUGCGUUGGACAGAACGAUCUGGUGUCUUUGCGCAUCAUUUGUACUAUGGCGCGCAACCGAGAGUAUAAUGUGGAGGAACUGGACAUGUACGGAAACACGGCCUUGCUGAAGGCUUGCUAUAUGGGGCGCUUCGAAUGCGCAAGCACACUUUUAGAGUUUGGAGCUAAUAUUUACGCGGUUAAUUAUUUUGGACAAAACGCAUUAACCUUGGCCACCUACUCUGGAAAUUACCCUUUAGUCCGUGAGCUGUUGCAUCGCCGUUCCUACAAGGAUUUUAACCUCUCUUCGCUUAUUCCGGCCUCUUGUGUAGCCGCAAUGCAAAACCAUGUCGAUAUUGAAGAAUACUUUAUGAAAAAGGAUCCCAGCGGUGCGCAUGAUCAGACGGUGCACGGUCUUGGCGUAAACGACCUGCACCAAAUGAUGGAGAAAGCUAAGAAGUUGGAGCACCAGCUGCACUCGGCUCAGGCUACCUUUAUACAUCAUCGCUUCCGCUAAUGUCUUUUAAGAAUGUAAAACUAUAACAACAAUAAAAUUGUCAA
Drosophila obscura is the source of this 646-nucleotide messenger RNA. RefSeq names its product DNA replication inhibitor plutonium. The record is from RefSeq and is a predicted model, not a curated record. Lineage: Eukaryota; Metazoa; Arthropoda; Insecta; Diptera; Drosophilidae. Gene Ontology annotation, molecular function: protein binding. The transcript has 3 exons. Bases 84 to 602 code for a protein of 172 amino acids.